AUCCUCUCCACUUUAUAGCUGUGACAGAGGAGCAAAGAAAGACAGUGAGAAAGACAGAGGAGAAGGAAAAACCAACUCUGUUGUUUCUCUGAUAAUAAGCCCUAAACUCUGAUACCCAUGGAUGCUGCAGAAUUCCGCAAGAGAGGGAAGGAGAUGGUGGACUAUGUUGCAGAUUACCUGGAGAAGAUAGAUAAAAGACAGGUCUUCCCAGAUGUGGAACCAGGAUACCUAAGGCCCCUCAUCGCAGACUGUGCACCCCAGGAGCCUGAGAGCUUCGAGGAUAUCUUUAAAGAUAUUGAGAAGAUCAUUAUGCCAGGGGUGACUCAUUGGCACAGUCCGUACUUUUUUGCCUACUUCCCUGCAGCCUCUUCCUUCCCAGCUCUUCUUGCAGAUAUGUUGUGUGGUGGAAUAGGAUGUGUGGGCUUCUCUUGGGCUGCAAGUCCAGCUUGCACAGAGCUGGAGACUGUCAUGCUGGAUUGGCUAGGGAAGAUGAUUAAUUUGCCUCAAGAGUUUUUAGCUGGGAAGGAUGGCCAAGGUGGAGGAGUCAUUCAGGGAAGUGCAAGUGAGGCCACCCUGAUUUCACUGCUUGCUGCUAGAACAAAAACGAUCAGACGUGUGCAGUCAGAAAAGCCUGAGCUAACAGAAGCAGAGAUCAUGGGCAGGCUGGUGGCUUAUGCUUCUGAUCAGGCUCAUUCAUCUGUGGAAAGGGCUGCAUUAAUCGGUGCUGUGAAGAUUAAAAAUGUUCCUUCAGAUGAUACAUUCAGUGUUUGUGGUUCAGCCCUGAAGAAGGUUCUGGAUGAAGACAAAGCUGCUGGUCUUAUACCAUUCUUUUUCUGUGCAACUCUCGGAACCACACCUUGCUGCUCCUUUGACAAACUGUUAGAACUGGGUCCUAUUUGUAAUAAGGAAAAUAUCUGGAUGCAUAUUGAUGCAGCCUAUGCUGGGAGUGCAUUCAUCUGCCCUGAAUUCAGGCAUCUUUUAAAUGGAGUGGAGUUUGCAGAUUCUUUUAACUUUAAUCCUCACAAAUGGCUCCUAGUGAAUUUUGACUGCUCUGCUAUGUGGGUGAAAAAAAGAUCAGAUUUAAUAGGUGCCUUUAAAUUAGAACCUCUUUACCUGCAGCAUCACCAUCAGGAGUCUGGUCUUGUAACAGAUUAUCGGCACUGGCAAAUCCCCCUGGGCAGGAGGUUCCGCUCCCUGAAGCUUUGGUUCGUGCUGAGGAUGUACGGGGUCAAGGGGCUGCAGGAGCACAUCCGCAAGCACGUCAGGCUGUCACAUCAAUUUGAACACUUAGUCCUUCAGGAUGGAAGAUUUGAGAUCUGUGCUGAGGUUGUCUUGGGACUAGUCUGUUUUCGGCUGAAGGGCUCAAAUAAACUAAACGAGGCACUUCUUAAAAGCAUUAAUGAGGCCAAGAAGAUUCAUCUGGUCCCAAGCCAUCUGCGAGAGAAGUUUGUGCUACGUUUUGCUAUUUGUUCCCGCACAGUGGAAUCCAACCACAUCAAGUUUGCCUGGCAGCACAUCUCACAGCUGGCAACUGAUCUUCUGAAAACAUGGGAGCAAAACCACCAACAGGAGUAACGCCAGUGAAGUACAAGUGGAGAUGAGGUAAUUAACUGGCUUUCUUUGUGUUGCCAAGUUUUAUUUUAGGGGCAGGUGGGAAAGUAAAAUUAAGAAGGAAAAAGAUACAAAAACUGUUGUUACAUAGCCCAGCUGCAGUAGCAAAAUCCUUGCCAGCAAGUUGCGUUGUAAUUUUUAUUUACUGUAGUUUCAUCUUGCCUGUUUCCAGGACGCACAUAGCCAAGGAGACUCAAGCUGUCAUUUCUUACCAGUUUGUAAUCGAGAUCAUUUAUUCAACCAGGCAAUGGAAACAGAAGGGUUAGUGCUCCCUCUGUUGUCCCCACACUCCUCUAGCACAGCCACUCCUUCCCUCACAGAUGAAACUGAGAGGUCUUAUAACCAAUGAAUUUAACGUUACUAUGACUUCAGAAGAAAUCCAAGUUGGGGAAGUUUAGUAACCUGUUUGGGUCCUUUCUAAAUAGGCAUGCACAAAUGUUAUUGUUAGAAUUUGGGGCACUGUCAUGUCAUGACAUACUGCAGUAAUUUUGUAAAUGAACAAAGGACAAAGGACUUCAAGACUUCCUUCAUUGCAUAGCCACAUUGAGGGGAGUGACCACUAAGUGAACACUAACCAUCCUUCUGGCAGGUUCUCUACUUUCCCCUAAAGGGUUUGGUUUUAAAACAGCCAUUUUGUCAAAUAUCAGCAAAGAAGUUAUGCUGGCUUUUGGUUCCCACUUUGAUCAUUCAUAAUGAGGCCUCUUAAAAACUCUCAAUGAAGAAUUUUGUCAAAAGCCAUGUGCUACCUGGCAUUCUGUAUUUUUAACCAAGUUACUAUAAGCAGUGAUUACUUGAAAAUAAUCUGUAAGAUAUGUUCUGUGAAACUAAGUUAUGAUUACUUUUUAUGGCUACUGUUCUGCUUACUUCAUUGUGUAAUAAAUCUUUGAGAAAAUGUGCUAAGAAAUGUGACGGCAAAAAAUGUUACUUUUCGUUUCUCAAAUUAGCUAACAAAUGUGUAAAAAAUUGACAGUAAAAAUAGAAAUUAAGAGAACUAACACUCAAAAUAUGCAGUGGUUCCCUCUUCAGUGGUUUUCGUCCAGUAACAGUGAUACGUGGAAUAUGAAAAUACUGGAAAACAACUUUCACAGAAAGUCAAAUCACGUGUACUUGACACAAACCAUUGAUAUGUCAUCCUGUUGAAGGCAGGUACAGUAAAGACCUAAAAUGAAAGUCAGAGGUAAAAGGGAAGUCAGAACAAUACCUGACUUUAAGAAGUACUUUUGCUGUUUUUAAAACAUGGAUUCCAGACAGUUAUUUCUAUGCAAAUAAGAACAACCUACUUAGCUACUCCAAGAAAAAUAAUAUUUAGGAUUAAUUUCUACAUUUGCAUUUUAAUCUUCCUUUUACUGCUCAUAUUAACUUCUAAAACAUCUUGAACAACUUGCACAAUUAUUCAGCUUUCUUCCUCCAUGCCUUGCGAAUAUACUUCCUACGGCUGGGAAGUUGCAAGUACACCAUGAAACAUGGAAUGGGACAGUUAAUUUGGCACAUGGUCUGCUCCUACCCACUGUCUUUCCAGAAGGGAUUAACUAAAUUGAAUAUGGACUGUGUGGAUUUUUCUGUUGAUUCUUAAUCUCUCACAUCUGAGGUGCAAACUUGGAAGGACUACUAUUUCUUUAAGGAACUGAUUUCCCAGAAUGGGAUGACAAAUCAAUCUAGCAAAACCCUGUAAUAUUCGAGGAGGUGACUCGGCCAUUUCACAAGACACUCCUCUCAUCCACAGUAUCAGAAAUUUUGAUAGCACCAUUCUAUUUAGCAGAACCAAUAUGAAAUUAAGCUUUGCUGUAGUAGCACAAUGCAAUAGAUUGGCAAACUGAAGAGAGUGGAAAAUGCUGGCAGUUGUUUCCUUUCUCUGUUAGUCUUUUUUAAAACAACAUUCCUUCAUUCUCAUGACCUGGAAAACAGUGUUCAUCCAUAACACAUAUGAUCCACACUGAUACAAUUUUACAACUUUUACAUUAUGAAAACUCUAGAAUCUUGGAGCCAGAGAGGAAUUACAGUUUGUCUAUGAGACAGACCAGUAUUCUGCAUUUGAAAUAUAUAACCAGGUCUGUCCAGGGAUUAAAAAAAAAAAUAAAUCAGAUUUGGAUCAAAGCUAUCAUAGAGUAAAUCCAGGAUAAUUCCACUGAAAUGAAAUGGAGUUGCUUUGGUGUUAAGUGACUGUAAUUGAGAUUAAAAUGUGACUAUUAAGUAUUGGAAAAGAAAGGCAUAAGGUAAGGCAACAUUGAAUUAAACUUAAGAAGAUGUUGGUGGAAAUCUUCUCCAUGGAAACCAGAGCAGGGGUGGAUGAUGCACACCUGUGUGAGCCUCAAACUGCUGUAAAACUGGGAUGCAGGCAGGCUGCACAUCCAAACUCAGGAGGAGUGAAAUGUUCCCAACAGCCCAGAAAUUAGAUAUAGAUCCCUCUAGACAUUUGUGGGAAAAUCUUGCCAAAAUCAAUAUUCAGUUAAGCAUUUUUCAGUAUAUGGAUACCAGUUCUAGAAAAGGCUGUUGUCUAGAUACCAAAACUCCAGUUGGCAAAGAAUUUAGGAUAAAGGCUAAUUUAAAAUAUAAAUACAGUAAAAGUUAAUUUAUUUAAUAGAAGUGACACGUAAAUCUUCUAAUAAACAACAGUGACGAGACCCAUAGAAUUACAUUUCCCCAUGGCUAGCCCAAUACAGAAAUCUGAAGUUCACAGUUCUAGUUUUUCUGAAAUUCUGGGAUGAAUUGAAUAUGUAACUAGUGAAGGCCUUCAUAGUAUUCAGUCUCUAACACCCUCUUUUUCCCAUGCGAUAAUUCCUUUGUAAACUACUAAUGUUAGGUCAUCUGAAAAGGAAAUCUGGGCUAUGUAAUCAACUCAAGAACAAGUGUUGAAAAGAACAUUUUGAAAGAAGAACAUAACUGCUGUUUCUGUUCUGUAACUUUGCAACUUAUCUGUAAGUGAGAAACACUGUAUUUAUGAAUAGUUGGUAUGUUAACCUGCAUUUAUGGUGCCUUUUGUGCAAAAGCUAAUACAGUCUGUGCCAAUUAAUACUGUUCGAUAUUAAAAAUAAUUACAAAAUCUCAGAAUUGUACUUUAGUAGAAUACCCACAAGGACAACUGCAGCUAUCAGAGAAGGAGGAAAAAAGCUAACUUUUCAGUAACCACAAUUUAUUUUUUUUAAAAGUAGCAGAGUACUAGUACAGUAUUCACAUUCUUAAUGACAGAUUAUAUUUUAUUACUGAUGGUGAAAUAUUGAAAAGAUUUGUAUUUAUGAAAGUAUUGGUAAUAUAUUAUACUCUGAACUGCAUUAUAAAUAUUAAAUUUCUAAUUUACUCUUGCCUUUACAUAUAAGGUUCUGCUCAUGGUUGUUGUUUUGUUGUUGUUAUUGUUUCCUGUAAGGAUAACAUAUGUGAUGAGUGGUACUCACAUUGCAGUUCCCUUACAGCACCAGUCUAAACUUUGAGAGGUAUAAACUUCAAUUGCUCAAAGACAGAAAGAGAAAUAAAACUGAGAACUCUGAUGAGUUCUGAUGGUGGUUGGUGGGGAAAGAUUAAAUAACCAUCAGUAGAUAAUAUCUACAUAGCAUAUGUAGAGUUUGUGUGACUUAAAUGGAAAAAUAAUCAGAUGCUUAAUGCUCUAAUUGUAAUUUGUGAGCUGUCAACUUCCUUUAAAAUCUGUGUCCAAACCCUGCUGAACAGACAUGUAGUUUUUAACUGGCAACAUUAAUAAAUAGAAACAAAUCUAU
Messenger RNA from Pipra filicauda (Wire-tailed manakin), 5318 nucleotides. It is a transcript of the gene DDC, whose product is annotated as dopa decarboxylase. Lineage: Eukaryota; Metazoa; Chordata; Aves; Passeriformes; Pipridae. The coding region runs from base 118 to 1575 and encodes 485 amino acids. Gene Ontology annotation, biological process: amino acid metabolic process; serotonin biosynthetic process; catecholamine metabolic process. The transcript has 14 exons. The record is from RefSeq and is a predicted model, not a curated record. Gene Ontology annotation, molecular function: aromatic-L-amino-acid decarboxylase activity; pyridoxal phosphate binding.